AUGGCAAGUGAUGUGGUCCAAGGUCCAUGCCUCUACAUUAUCGGUGCACAAUGCACUGGAAAGACGACGCUUGUGAACGCACUCAAAGACAUGUUCGGUCCAGGUGAAUCAUCCAAUCAUUUACAAGGGAAGUCCUCGAGGCCAGUGGUCAUCCGGGAGGUUGCGCGCACGGUUUUGAGAGACAAGCACUUCAGCCGCGACGACAUUACUAUAUCGCUGUCGCGAGCGUUGCAGCUCCAGAAGCACAUUCUCGAUGCGCAAUAUGAAGCUGGACAGACUGCCAUCGUCCCCGACACUCGGGCAACAUGGUAUGUUUCCGACUGCUCCGGUCUCGAUCCCAUCAUAUAUGCGCAACUGUUCGUGGGCGAGGAGGCGGCGCAAGAGAUGCUGGCAUCGGAGAAGUGGGGAGAGCUCGAGCGGCGUAUGAAGGCGGGCGUCGUGAUACUAUGUGAAGCUGGCUGUACUUGGCUUGUCGAUGAUGGGACGCGCUUGAUGCCAACUGGAACAGAAGAGUGGACGCACAUCGACAACGCGUUCCGAAAGCAGCCUGCCGUUCGUGGCAUUCGUUAUACGCUAGUACCUAAUCACGUGGUCAGUCUCGAAGCACGCGUACAAUUAGUGCGGGAGUGUUUGAGCAGCUCAUGGCAAUCAUAA
Molecule: messenger RNA, 654 nt
Organism: Alternaria arborescens
Lineage: Eukaryota; Fungi; Ascomycota; Dothideomycetes; Pleosporales; Pleosporaceae
Exons: 1
Coding region: 1-654 (217 amino acids)
Source: RefSeq, a predicted model, not a curated record